GGAGCGGGCCGGGAAGUAGUUCCGGGUGCGCGGCCCCGGAUGUUGGCUGCUCCCGCUGCUGCCGCCGCUCUCGGCGCUGCUCGGGGCCUCGGCCACUCGCACCAGGCGCCGUUGGGUCCUUUCCCAGGCGAGGGCGGAGACAGACGUAGCGGCCGGGGGCUCGGCCGGGCCGUCCCGGCCUGCGCAGCCUGAGAUUCUCUUUGGGGCCAGAUGGGUUUGUAUGGACAGACUUGUCCAUCUGUAACUUCAUUAAGGAUGACAUCUGAACUGGAGAGCAGCCUAACAUCUAUGGACUGGUUACCACAGCUCACCAUGAGAGCGGCCAUUCAGAAAUCGGAUGCUACCCAAAAUGCACAUGGCACGGGAAUUUCUAAGAAGAAUGCACUCCUUGACCCAAAUACAACUCUGGACCAGGAGGAAGUCCAACAGCACAAAGAUGGGAAACCUCCAUACAGUUACGCCAGCCUUAUUACGUUUGCAAUCAAUAGCUCACCCAAAAAGAAGAUGACUUUAAGUGAGAUUUACCAGUGGAUUUGUGAUAACUUCCCAUAUUAUAGAGAGGCUGGCAGCGGUUGGAAGAAUUCAAUAAGGCAUAAUCUGUCACUGAAUAAGUGUUUCCUUAAAGUGCCUCGAUCCAAGGAUGACCCUGGAAAGGGAUCCUAUUGGGCAAUUGACACCAAUCCGAAGGAAGAUGCACUGCCCACUCGGCCAAAGAAAAGGGCACGGUCUGUAGAACGGGCCUCAACUCCAUAUAGCAUAGAUUCAGAUUCUUUGGGAAUGGAGUGUAUUAUUUCGGGAAGUGCCUCUCCAACUCUGGCAAUCAACACUGUGACUAACAAAGUGGCAUUGUACAGCACUGAUCAGGAUGGCAGUGAUAGCCCACGCAGUAGCCUUAACAACAGUCUCUCAGACCAGAGUUUGGCAUCUGUUAAUUUGAACAGUGUUGGAAGUAUACAUAAUUACACACCAGUGACAAACCAUCCAGAGCCGGUGUCUCAGUCAUUAACUCCUCAGCAGCAACCGCAGUACAAUCUUCCAGAGCGAGACAAGCAACUGCUAUUCUCAGAAUACAAUUUUGAAGAUCUUAGUGCCUCAUUUCGGAGCCUUUAUAAAUCGGUUUUUGAGCAGUCACUUAGUCAACAAGGUUUGAUGAACAUCCCUUCUGAAUCUUCCCAGCCAUCCCACACCUCCUGUUCCUAUCAGCACUCUCCUAGCAGUACCGUGAGCUCUCAUCCACACAGCAGCCAAAGCAGCUUGUCCAACAGCAGUGGCCUCAAUACCACAGGCAGUAAUUCAGUUGCACAGGUCUCACUGCCCCACCCUCAGAUGCACACACAGCCAUCCCAACAUCCGCCUCACCGACCACAUGGUUUACCACAACAUCCGCAACGUCCCCAGCACCCAGCACCGCAUUCGCAGCAGCACAGCCAGCUACAGUCCCCCCACCCCCAACAUCCCUCUCCGCAUCAACACAUACAGCACCAUCCGAACCAUCAGCACCAGACAUUAACACAUCAGGCACCCCCACCUCCACAACAGGUAUCCUGUAAUUCUGGUGUUUCAAAUGAUUGGUAUGCAACACUUGAUAUGUUAAAAGAAAGUUGUCGAAUUGCCAGCAGUGUUAAUUGGUCAGAUGUAGAUCUUUCACAGUUCCAAGGUCUGAUGGAGAGUAUGAGGCAGGCAGAUCUCAAGAACUGGUGUUUAGAUCAGGUUCAGUUUGCUGAUCUCUGCUCUUCUCUUAAUCAGUUCUUUACACAAACUGGCCUUAUCCACUCACAGAGUAAUGUUCAGCAGAAUGUUUGUCAUGGUGCCAUGCAUCCAGCAAAACCUUCCCAACACAUUGGAACAGGAAAUUUGUACAUAGACUCAAGGCAAAAUCUCCCUCCUUCAGUGAUGCCACCCCCCGGUUAUCCUCAUAUGCCACAGGCACUCAGCACUGCAGGAACAACAAUGGCAGGUCAUCACGGAGCCAUGAACCAGCACAUGAUGCCUUCCCAAGCCUUCCAGAUGCGGCGUUCACUGCCUCCAGAUGACAUCCAGGAUGACUUUGACUGGGAUUCAAUUGUGUAGGACUUGUUUCUGCAAGAUCCCAGAGCCCAGCGUAACUCUUCUGUGCAGUGAAGGGAAAGGUCUAAGAGAAUCCGGUUGAGAAAGUGGGAGUUGCUAAUCAGUUUACCAAUGUUGUCAUAAUUUCUUUUGAAGACAAUCAGAAAUAUUUUAGCUGGAUAACUCCCUGCUUUCAUCUGACCCAAACAAUUACUACAUGUUUGUCUCCCUGCCAGCUGCCCUAUGUAGCUCCUAACUGUUGUGUGAUUUGGACGGCUUUUUGCAUAUUUGUGUCAGUUUGAUGUUAACCACAAGUGCCAGACUGAUUUUUCAGACAGAGCCUAUUUUGCUGCAAGCAGUUUAUAGAUGCAUAUGUGUAAAUAUAUAUACAAAAGUUGACAGAAAGGCUUCACUUUUUUUCUAAUUGGAUUGUGAAUUGGAAAGAAAGUUACUGUCAGUUUUUAUUCCUUAUUAGGCUGUUUCCUGCAGGAUGCUUUUAACUGUUGUUGGGAACUGAAUGGAAAUAGGUUUUUCCAAAGUCCAGUUUCCUCUUAUUGAAUCUCUUUCAGAAAUGUGGGAAAUGAAUUCCACCCAGUAAAUCCAGGAACCCAGAAUGUAGUACUCUCCAGACAGUCCAAAGGGGCAUGUUCUUGCUGAGCAGCAUCAAGAACUGACCAGAUUUGUUUUAAGGCUGUGUUAUUCCUUGUCUUUUCCUAAGUCUGUAUUUUAACUGCUCUAAGAUUUGUUUGAUUGAUUCAAAGCUAGACAUUGCUUGUCUGUUUCAACAAAACAGUGCCUCUGCCGUCACAUAUAUUUAUUAUUCUGAAGUGUUAUUUUAAUAUUUAUUGCUACCUUCUGUGAAUGCUCAGCUGCCCUUGGGUUUGUUACGGAAAAGUGUGUCCAGAAGCACAUGGUGACUUUCCUUAUAGAGUUUACAGACAAGACAAUCAGAGGGACAUUGUGUCAUCUGCUAUCAAAGCUUCUACCAAGAGAGAGCAUACAUUUCUCUCUGCUAGCAUUCCUGCUGAUUGAUUUAACAGCUGAAUGUUUUUUCUGGUAUUUGAAUCAAGAGUCCAUUUUGCAACAGAACAGCAGGGCAGUGUUUGUAAAGCAAAUUUCCCCCUAUUUAAUCUCUUCUCGCUUUGGUAGAACUGAAAAGAGGCUAGAACUACAUAUAGAUUUUGUUUGCCUGGGUCUUCAGUAUAGAAAGUCAUUAAGUUGCCUGCUGUUUCUGUUGCACUGUAUGUCUGUAUGCAUGACACUUGGUCACUUUCUUUGAAAUGUAGCCCACCUCUUAGGAGUCUUUAUUAGUUGUUUUAUGUCAUAUCAGUUAUGUUGCAUGAACUGACUGUAUUAGUUUUAUAAUAAAACUAGAAGAAAUUAUUUUGUUUUCCUAAUAACUAUAUAUUGAAUUGGUUCUUUAGAUCAAAAAAAUUUAAUUCUAAUGGAGAAGUGUGUUCUACAAAUCAAGGAAUAAUAACUGCUCACUCAUUGCUUUUUAGCAUUGCUGGUCUCUUUUGGCCAUACUAAAAUCACUUUAAUUAGCCUUAGUGGUUCUGUGGUUGAGUGAUAUCUCUGCUUGAGCUAAGCAAGCAUCUUCGUUUCUGUGUGUGUGUGUCUGUGACACAGAGAGUGUGUGUGUGUGUGUGUGUGUGUGUGUGUGUGUGUUUUAGUGGAGUGUUGCCUUGAAGGAAUCACUGGGAAGCCAGCCAUUGUAAGGACUGGUGAGGUUGAGGAGAAAGGAAGAUCUUUAUGUUUCUGUUAUUUGGACCCUGUUCGGCAUGAAAAAGGAAGCUCAUCUCCAGCCCCCUUGGAUCAGUGAAAGUCAGUGGAUUCUGGAAUGGCAGCCAGCGGGCCCCUCUGGGGAGGAUAGAGGCAAGUUGACGUGGCAGCCUGCAGAGUGAAAGCUUGAAAAAAAGGGGACAGUUUUCAGUAGUCUACUCAAGUCACUGUU
Molecule: messenger RNA, 4000 nt
Organism: Ochotona princeps (American pika)
Lineage: Eukaryota; Metazoa; Chordata; Mammalia; Lagomorpha; Ochotonidae
Gene: FOXJ3
Product: forkhead box J3
Exons: 13
Coding region: 211-2070 (619 amino acids)
Biological process (GO): regulation of transcription by RNA polymerase II
Cellular component (GO): nucleus
Molecular function (GO): RNA polymerase II cis-regulatory region sequence-specific DNA binding; DNA-binding transcription factor activity, RNA polymerase II-specific
Source: RefSeq, a predicted model, not a curated record